Molecule: messenger RNA, 705 nt
Organism: Lingula anatina
Lineage: Eukaryota; Metazoa; Brachiopoda; Lingulata; Lingulida; Lingulidae
Product: caveolin-1-like
Biological process (GO): caveola assembly
Cellular component (GO): caveola
Molecular function (GO): molecular adaptor activity
Source: RefSeq, a predicted model, not a curated record
AGCAAACACAUAGCCGGAGGAUUAAUUGCAGUCUUGCCAUUAGGCACACAGAAUUCAAAGAAAUUCUUGAAAAAAAAUUAUAUUAAUACAGUGAUACUAAGAUGUCGGACCCAGCAACUGUUCCGAGUUCUGAUCACAUCGAUCUCGUUAACAGAGAUCCCACUAAUAUUUACCAUUAUUUAACGGUGGACUUUGAAGAAAUCUUCGCCGAGCCCGAUGGAACUCACAGCAUUGACUGCGUCUGGACCAACUCUUACAAGUGCUUCACUUGUGGCAAAAAUCUCUGCUACAAGAUCCUCACUCUUCUCUGCGGCAUCUUUGUCGCCCUCUGCUGGGGCUGCGAGUUCGCUGGCAUCGCCUUCAGCCACAUCUGGCACUAUACCCCGAUGUACAAGGCUUGCGAAAUCAACUUGGGCUGCUUCAAGAAGUUCUAUUCCACUUGCAUCCACUGUCUGUGUGACCCGAUGUGUGAAGCCUGCAGCUUGUUCUUUACGGCCUUCAAGAAAUGAUGAAAGAAACAUGCGACGUCACAUGCUCUUCUAGCGGCAGAAUUCCAGUCGGGAGAUUCAAGUAUGCUGUGACAAGUACAUAAGCGGCCCUCUUUCAUAUUCAGACUGGACUUGGACAGUGGAAAAUUAAACAAAAUAAUUUUGGAAUUGCGAUUAUGUUAUCGAGAGCGUUCCUUCGAAAACAACCAAAUGGAUC